This is a messenger RNA of Sphenostylis stenocarpa, 1950 nucleotides long. Lineage: Eukaryota; Viridiplantae; Streptophyta; Magnoliopsida; Fabales; Fabaceae. The record is from the annotation of a GenBank genome assembly.
AUGGCGGGGAUUGAUAUCACAAAGUAUGGUCAUAGUCCUGUGCACAGGGCCAUAGUUUCAAAGGAUUAUUCUGAGCUUAGGAGGAUAAUUUCUGGCUUCCCACGGCUACGUAACACGGCCGAGAUUCACACCGAAGCGGUUUCUAUUUCGGAGGAAGAGAAGGCUGAUGCCAUUUCUGCUGUGAUUGACCGGCGUGAUGUGCCAAACCGUGAUACCCCUCUUCAUUUGGCUGUGAAAUUUGGGGAUGAAGUGGCCACCGAGAUGCUUAUGGUUGCUGGGGCAGAUUGGAGUUUGCAGAAUGAGCAGGGAUGGAGUGCUCUUCAGGAAGCUAUUUGCAAUAGAGAAGAGGGUAUUGCCAAGAUAAUAAUUAAGCACUACCAGCCUCUGGCUUGGGCAAAAUGGUGCAGACGGUUGCCUCGCUUGGUAGGGACCAUGCGGAGGAUGAGAGACUUCUACAUGGAGAUUACAUUCCAUUUUGAGAGUUCUGUGAUUCCUUUCAUCUCCAGGAUUGCUCCUUCGGACACCUACAAAAUUUGGAAGAGGGGUGCUAAUCUAAGGGCAGACAUGACUUUGGCUGGUUUUGAUGGUUUUAGAAUCCAGAGAUCAGAUCAGAGCAUUCUUUUCCUGGGCGAUGGUUCGGAGGAUGGGAAAGUCCCACCUGGGUCACUUUGCAUGAUCUCACACAGGGAAAAAGAGGUACUCAAUGCACUAGAUGAUGCUGGAUUUCCAGCAAACGAAGAGGAGGUUCAGCAAGAAGUGGCUGCAAUGUCUAAAACAAAUAUUUUUAGGCCUGGGAUUGAUGUUACCCAGGCAGUUCUUUUGCCUCAGUUGACUUGGAGGCGGCAGGAGAAAACAGAAAUGGUAGGCCCUUGGAAAGCUAAGGUGUAUGAUAUGCACAAUGUAGUUGUGAGCAUAAAAUCUAGAGGAGUUCCUGGCGCUAUGACAGAUGAUGAGCUCUUCUCGUCUUGCAAUGAAAAUGAAACUGAGAGUGAAGAGUUCAAUGAUAUUUUGACUGAGGAUGAAAGAAGACAAUUGGAAGAUGCGCUUAGGUUGGAUUCAGCAGACUUGACCAACGAGAGUGAUGAGGUGAUCAUUGGGCAUCGUCACAGCUGUUAUGAACAUAGAGAUAUUCCCAUUGAAGAUGGAAAUUGUAACAAAAGUGGAGAAAAUAAGCAGGAAAAGAAAGGAUGGUUUGGUGGAUGGAGAAAAAAGGAUUCUAAACCUGAAACACCAAAGAAGAUUGCUCCACCAAGAAGUUCUCUCUGCGUAGAAGAAAAGGUGAGUGAUUUGUUAGGGGAUUCUCCUUCAAGAAAUCAGAGUAAGCCAGGAAGACAUUCUGUUGAGAUAGCUGUGAAGGGUGAUGAGUUACGGAGGAAAAAAGAUGUCAAAGCUCCUUCUUCAAAUUCUGAUAACAGAAGUCGUCACAAAGAUGGAAAUCGGGAAAAUGAAUAUAAGAAAGGAUUGCGACCUAUUCUUUGGCUUUCCCAAAACUUCCCACUUAAAACCGAAGAACUCCUGCCAUUGCUUGACAUUGUUGCAAACAAAGUUAAAGCAAUUCGACGAUUAAGAGAACUCCUUACAACGAAACUUCCAAUGGGAACCUUCCCUGUUAAGGUUGCUAUCCCUGUGGUUCCUACUAUAAGAGUAUUGGUUACCUUUACAAAGUUUGAAGAACUACAACCAGUAGAAGAAUUCGCAACGCCACCAUCGAGUCCAUCUGCAACUGGCCAAGAGAGCCCUGCAGCACCACACUUCUCGGCAUCAUCUUGGUUUCAAUGGAUAAAAGCUCCAUAUCGCUCUAGUACAUCUGCUUCAGGAUCCAGCAGUAGGAUAGAAAAUAUUCAAGACCCAUUUGCAAUUCCAUCUGACUAUACUUGGGUUAGUGCUGAAGCAAAGAAAAAGCAGAUGCAAGAGAAGAACAAGUCAAAGAAAGCAAAGAGUCAUAACUAA